CGGAUGUAUGCCAGGUCGGACACGCGUAGAUUCCCAAUCGACAGCCCUUCAAGCAGCUCGUCUUGCCAUCUUUAGAUCCCCUGGCCUGUCUCUCAACCGCCAGCCAGUAUCCACCAGCAACCAACUCCAAAGGCACUGGUAUCGUUAGACCCAAAGCCCGCCAUCACAGAGACAUACACAUCAUGGCUCCCCUCACACCUGUGCACUUCUUCUCACAUGGCUCCACCAUGAUGCUGGGCGAGGAGUCGGAGGCGGCCGACUAUUGGAAAAAGGCCGGCGACGCGGCCCUCGCCAACAACAUCAAGGGCGUCGUCAUGAUGGGCGCCCACUGGGACGCGCUCGGCGAGGGCGUCGAAGUCGCCACGACGGUCAACCCGGGCAAGUCGCCCGUCGCCUACGUCCACCCGUCCAAGUACGCCGACUACAAGCUCGUGCCCGACAUCGAGGGCGCCCACAAGUGCAUCGCCCUCCUGCGCGCCGCGGGCAUCGAGGCCAACGAGAACCCAAACUUUGAGUGGAUCCACGACACCUACCUCAUCCUCAUCCGCAUGUUCCCCGCAGGUUGCCCGCCCACGGUGCUCAUCUCGAUGAACUUCCGCUUCGACCCCCACCUGCACAUGCGCGUCGGCGACGCCGUCCGCGACCUGCGCAAGGAGGGCUACCUCAUCAUCGGCUCCGGUGGCGCCGUUCACAACCUCUGGCGCAACCGCUGGCGCCCCAUGCUGCGCUACUCGGACAACUUUGCGCAGGAGGUCCCGCCGGAGCCCUGGGCCCUCGAGUUCCGCCAGUCGGUCGAGGACGUCAUGGCCAACAACUCGGGGCCCCAGCUGCGGAGGGCCAUGACGCGGCUCAUGAAGCACCCGCAGUACCGGGAUGCGCACGGCACCGACGACCACUUCAUGGCGGCCCUGUUCGUGGCGGGGGCGGCUGGUGACGAGGAGGAUACCGGGUCUUAUGGCGAGCUGAAGGCCGAGACGUGGGAGUUGACAAACAUGUGCAACAGCCAGUUUACCAUUGGCUCGUGGCCGAAGACGCUGGCUACGGCGGCGGCAUAGGCUUGCCGACUAGAUUUGGUUGUUUUGCUUUGCCUGUCGAUAGUGUAAUAUCCUAGCGCCUUGCUCAUCUUGACCCUGUCACAUUGACCUGUCACUGCAUGUUGUGUUCUAGCUGGAUGGCAUAAAGAGUUUUGCAUGCUUUGUUUCAUCAUUUGAGAGUCAAGGUCCAUCCUGUAAUCAAUGAUGAAUGUGCAAAAGAUUGGGGAUGAGACAUGAUAACUAGACC
Microdochium trichocladiopsis is the source of this 1281-nucleotide messenger RNA. RefSeq names its product Extradiol ring-cleavage dioxygenase, class III enzyme, subunit B. The record is from RefSeq and is a predicted model, not a curated record. The transcript is spliced from 2 exons. Bases 183 to 1055 code for a protein of 290 amino acids. Gene Ontology annotation, molecular function: ferrous iron binding; zinc ion binding; oxidoreductase activity, acting on single donors with incorporation of molecular oxygen. NCBI's taxonomy places the organism in Eukaryota, Fungi, Ascomycota, Sordariomycetes, Xylariales, Microdochiaceae.